CUCUCUCUCUCUCUCUCUCUUUCUCUGCUACUGUCUGCUCUUCAAAUCUCUGCGUGUCUACACGCGCCCUCUCUCUCUCUCUCUCUCUCUCUCCAAGAAGGAGGAGGGGGGAGGGGAGCCCUACAGGAAAGCCACCACCUUUCUUUACAUCCUUCGCCUGUCUUUGAUGUCUUCUUUAUAAGGGGAAACCCUCUGCUCCCCCAUAGAUUUGAGAAACCCAAAUCCAGAAUCCGCACCUCCUCCUCCUUCCUUUCUCUCUCCCCCUCUCCCCGAUCGACCCCAUUUCGAUGCUGGCUUCUGCCCGAUACUAACUAAUCCGAGGAUUUCGCCAAGUUCUGGCGAGACCCACAACGAGGUUAUUAUGGAUGAAGCCUGGGGGAUUGGGAGUGUUGAGAAUGAUUCGUGGAAAGAAACUGAUGAGUUUGACUCUUUCUCGGAGCACAGCGAUGAAGGCAAUCAGGAUUCUGAUGCAGUUUCCGUGGACUCAAUAUUACCCGAUGAUUUGCUGGAACGAAUCCUCUCUUUUCUUCCAAUAGCAAGCAUCUUCAGGGCAGGUUGUGUCUGCAAGAGGUGGUAUGAGAUAGUUUCCUCGAAAAGGUUUCAGAGAAACCUCUCACAUGCUCUGCCACAGAAACCCUGGUAUUUCAUGUUCACAAGCACUGAUGAACCCUGUGGUUAUGCCUAUGAUCCCAUACUUAGAAAGUGGUACAGCAUUGAACUGCCCUGCAUUGAGGCUUCCAACUGGUUCGUUGCUUCUUCAUGUGGUCUCAUUUCCUGCAUGGACAAUGACAGCAGAAGCCGAAUGUAUGUGUGCAACCCCAUAACCAAACGAUGGAAAAAGUUAGAGGUGCCCCCGGGCUUGAAAUUAUCUGAUUACAGUGCCCUUGCAAUAUCAGUUGACAGGUCAUCAGACUGCUACAAACUAUCAGUCGUCAAAUCUAAGCAGGUUCCUGGGAAAUUCUUCCAGUGGGACCUCUCAAUUCAUCUGUAUAACUCCGAAUCAAUGGUUUGGUCAACGUCCAUUACAGAGGUUCUUACUGGGUGGAGAGGUGGAGAUGAGAGUGUUAUCUGUGAUGGGGUUUUAUACUUCUUGAUAUACUCCACUGGGAGUGGGCACCCAGAGAAUCGCCAUGGACUGAUAAUGUACGAUCUGUCCAGUCGUUCUUCUCAUGGACUUCUGCUAAAGAGCUUUAUUCCAGUGCCUUGCCCUCUUACCUGUGGUCGGCUCAUGAACCUGAAGGAGAAGCUUGUCAUGGUGGGAGGAAUUGAGAAACAGGACAGGCCUGACAUAAUUAAGGGCAUUGGAAUCUGGGUCUUACAUGGUAAGGAGUGGCAAGAAAUCGCGAAAAUGCCCCACAGGUUUUUUCAGGGGUUCGGGGAGUUUGAUGAUGUUUUUGCAAGCAGCGGAACUGAUGAUCUUAUUUAUAUCCAGAGCUAUGGCGGCCCAGCUCUUCUUGUCUUUGAUAUGAACCAGAAACAAUGGAGAUGGUCACAGAAGGGGCCCGUGACAAAAAGGUUCCCUCUACAGCUCUUUUCUGGUUUUUGCUUCGAACCCAGGCUUGAAAUUGCACCUUGAUUUUGUUUUCAGUUUGGUAUGAUCUUUAUGGUGGUCGAGGCAAAUUAGUCAAGACCCCGUAUUCCUCUCCUUUUAGCUGGAAGAAUGGCUGUUAUGUUCAUUUUGCAUCAGCUGUGGUUUUGUGACAAGUCAUAAUAUGGAAGAAUUUACAGCAUAAGUGUAGCCAGCAGCUCAUUCGUGAAAAUUUGCUGCAAAAAUCAUUCUUUGCAAUCUGAAAAUGUGGCUGAGUUGCAGCAUUUCUUGUCGGAA
This is a messenger RNA of Punica granatum (pomegranate), 1825 nucleotides long. The record is from RefSeq and is a predicted model, not a curated record. Lineage: Eukaryota; Viridiplantae; Streptophyta; Magnoliopsida; Myrtales; Lythraceae.